Molecule: messenger RNA, 1674 nt
Organism: Pistacia vera
Lineage: Eukaryota; Viridiplantae; Streptophyta; Magnoliopsida; Sapindales; Anacardiaceae
Product: zinc finger MYM-type protein 1-like
Exons: 6
Coding region: 1-1674 (557 amino acids)
Source: RefSeq, a predicted model, not a curated record
AUGGGUUACUAUGUAUGCAAUAUGGAUAAAUUUCUCAAAAGAAAAUCAACAAUAGACCAAUCAUCCUUAUUAGUCCAAGAAAAUAAAGCUAAUGAUAAAGAAAAUGAUCCAUUAAAAGAAAGUCAUGUAGAACUAGAAACCAUCUUGAAAGAUCUUCCAUCUGAUCCAACUCUACGGCCUAAAAUCAAUCAUUAUCAUCCUAAGUAUAGGGAUACAAUUCAAAGAUUUUACUUGCAAAAGAGUUGUUGCCAGCCUCGAAAUCAUGCAUUUCCAUUGGCAAAAUUUGGAAAAGGAUAUCGUCGAUUUAAUCCUACUUGGUUUGAUGUGUAUGAUGAUUGGCUUGAGUAUAGUGUGACCAAAGAUGCUGCAUUCUGUUUGUAUUGUUAUCUUUUUAGACCUGCCAUUAUAAGCCAAGCUGGUAGUGAUGCCUUCGUUAAUGAGGGAUUUUGUAAUUGGAAGAAACCAGAACGCUUUCAAAUUCAUGUUGGCCUGCCAAAUAGUGCUCAUAACCAAGCACGACAGAGUUGUGUGAAUUUAAUGAAUCAAAAGCAACAUUUGACUGCAUCCAUUUUUUGCAUUAUAUUUCUUUUGCGUCAAGGGUUGGCAUUUUUCGGUCAUGAUGAAACUGAAGACUCGAAGAACCAAUGUAGCUUUCUCGGACUUCUUCAUUUUUUAGCUCAGCAUAAUGAACAUUUUAAGAGUGUUGCUUUGAAGAAUGCACCAGGGAAUCUUAAAUUGAUAGCACCAGUGAUUCAGAAAGAUAUUGUAAAUGAUGCGGCAAAUGAAACCACAAAAGCUAUCAUUAGUGAUCUUGGAGAUGACAUAUUUUCAGUUUUGAUUGAUGAGUCUCGUGAUGUGUCAAUUAAAGAACAAAUGGCUAUUGCCAUAUGUUAUGUAGAUAAAAAUGGUCAUGUACUUGAGCGAUUUGUUGGCAUUGUACAUGUUGGUGACACAACUAUAGUAUCACUUAAGAUGACUCUUGAGUCAUUAUUUUAUAAGCAUGGAUUGAGUUUGUCAAGAUUACGUGGACAAGGUUAUGACGAGGCAAAUAAUAUACAAGGAGAAUUUAAUGGUCUAAAAAGUUUGAUUUUGAGGGAGAAUGAAUAUGCUUAUUAUGUUCACUGUUUUGCUCACCAACUUCAGUUGACACUAGUAGCUGUUGCAAAAAAAUCACAUUUCUGUUCAUGCAAGUGUCGAGACAUGCUUCGAGAGAGCCAAGUUAAUAAACUUGUUGACGCACUAGAAAUUGGUGAAGUUAGCAAGGGACGAGGUUUGAAUCAAGAGACAAGUCUAAAACGAGCUGGUGAUACACGUUGGGGAUCGUAUUAUUAUACAUUGAUCAACUUAAUCCUUUUGUUAUCCUCUGUGGGUGAUGUGCUUAAGGUUAUUGAAGAAGAUGGUUUAAAUCCUGAACAAAGGGGUGAAGCAUGUCAAAGAGAUGCAAUGCUUCAGCAAGAGUUAGGUGCAGCUCAACCCAACAAUAGGCCUAUAAUGGUAGCUGGGGAUGAUUUAUUCCACAGUUUGCCUCUCACAAUCUCAUCCCAAUUAAAUGCUUCAUCGAGAGCCACUAGUGAUGGUGGUGAUUUUCAAGGUUGUAGAAGUAGCAAUUGGAAAAGUCUUGUUUCAAAGACAAACUCUGAUUGGAUGAUGAAUUAUGCAAGUGGAUCAGGGUAG